AUGUCGUCCCCAUCACAAGAAAAUAUCCCCUCCGACACCCCCACCUCCUCCACCUCCACUCCAGGAUCACCGUCCCAGGCACCCACAGAAAAACCACCCUACCAAUCCGCUGCCUCCUACUUGUCCUACCCAGUCAGCCACGUCGUCUCAGGAAUCUAUCGCCGCAUAGCAGACCCAGAGCCAACUAAAGAAAUGCCCUCCGUCAUGCCAUGGUCGCGGUCCUCCUCAUCUGAAGCGUUCACACCGCACCGAACAGCCUCACCCUUCCAACCCCCACCACUCACACCCCUCACCCUCGGGAUCCCCACAGGGGCCGACUCGCUCCAGCAGCAACUCCUGACACGCCCACUAGCAGAAGAAAUCCGACUGCUAGUGCCGCCCCGUCUGCAGCUCGCCGAAACCUGGCGUCUAGCCUACAGCCUGAACCGCGACGGCGCCUCCCUUUCCACCCUCUACGAGAACUGCGCCGAGUUCUCGCACCGCAGCCCGCGGGCGGGCUACGUCCUCGUAAUCCGCGACUCCUCCCCCUACAGCUCCGUCUUCGGCGCCUACAUGACGGACGCCCCACACCCAGACUCGCAGUUCUUCGGCACAGGCGAGUGCUUCCUCUGGCGGGCCAGCGUGCUCCCGCCCCCGGCAAGCUUCCCCCUCGCCUCACCAGGCGAAGGACCCCAGUCUGAGGAAGCCCUCGAGCGCGCUGGCCUCCCCCCUCCCCCCUCGGCCGAUACCACUACCGCCGGCCGCUGGAGCACCCUGCGCAACGAUAAGUCGAAACCUGCGCGGGCGGAAUCGCCGGCUCAUAAUCUCAAUAUGAAUAUUAAAACUAAUCUCGCCGCUGCGAGUGGCGGAGUCCUGGCGCCUCCUUCGCCUUCCUCGAUCCAUAGCCCUUCACCGAGUGGUGCGAGUACCCCCGAACGCAUUCGCUUCAAGGCUUUCCCGUACAGCGGGGUUAAUGAUUACAUGAUUUUCUGCGAGACUGGAUUUCUCAGUCUAGGAGGCGGUGACGGCCACUACGGACUGUGGCUUGACAGCAGUCUCGAAAAAGGUGUCAGUUCACCCUGUCAGACUUUUGGUAACGAGCCUCUCUCCGAUGAAGGCAUCAAGUUCGAUGUACUUGGAGUGGAGGUGUGGUAUGUCGGUUCUUGA
Molecule: messenger RNA, 1146 nt
Organism: Penicillium roqueforti
Lineage: Eukaryota; Fungi; Ascomycota; Eurotiomycetes; Eurotiales; Aspergillaceae
Product: putative oxidative stress response protein Oxr1
Exons: 2
Coding region: 1-1146 (381 amino acids)
Biological process (GO): response to oxidative stress
Cellular component (GO): nucleus
Source: RefSeq, a predicted model, not a curated record